UGCGCGCCCCGCCGCCUCCGUCAGUCCCCCCGGUCCCCGGUCCCCUGGCUCACGGGCAUGGCGCGCGCGGCGGGGCCCGAGCGGCGGCUCCUGGCCAUCUACACCGGCGGCACCAUCGGCAUGCGGAGCGAGCGCGGCGUGCUCGUCCCUGGGAGGGGCCUGGCCGCGGUUCUGAGGACGCUGCCCAUGCUCCACGACGAGGGCCACGCCCAGGCCUGUGGGCUCCCCGAGGACACCUUAGUGCUGCCGCCCGCCAGCCCCGCCUGCCCCGACCAGAGGGUCAUGUACACGGUGCUGGAGUGCCAGCCUCUCUUCGACUCCAGUGACAUGACCAUCACCGAGUGGGUUCAGAUCGCCCAGACCAUCGAGGCCUGCCUGAGCUCGCCGCCCCUCCUGCAGAGACACUACGGGCAGUACCAUGGCUUUGUGGUCAUCCAUGGCACCGACACCAUGGCCUUCGCCGCCUCCGUGCUCUCCUUCAUGCUGGAAAACCUGCAGAAAACUGUCAUCCUCACUGGUGCCCAGGUGCCCAUCCAUGCCCUGUGGAACGACGGCCGUGAGAACCUGCUGGGUGCCCUGCUGCUUGCUGGCCAGUACGUGAUCCCCGAGGUCUGCCUGUUCUUCCAGAACCAGCUGUUUCGGGGCAACCGAGUGACCAAGGUGGACACGCGCAGGUUCGCGGCUUUCUGCUCCCCCAACCUGCCCCCUCUGGCCACCGUGGGCGCGGACGUCACAAUCAACCGGGAGCUGGUGCGGAGGGUCCGUGGGCAGGGCCGGCUGGUGGUGCACAGCAGCAUGGAGCGCGACGUGGGCCUGCUGCGCCUCUACCCUGGGAUCCCCGCCACCCUGGUCCGGGUCUUCCUGCAGCCCCCUCUGAAGGGCGUGGUCCUGGAAACCUUCGGCUCGGGAAACGGGCCCACCAAGCCCGACCUGCUUCAGGAGCUGCGGGUGGCAGCUGAACGAGGCCUAGUCAUCGUCAACUGCACCCACUGCCUUCAGGGCGCCGUCACCUCGGACUAUGGCGCUGGCACGGCCCUGGCGGGAGCCGGGACCAUCUCAGGCUCCGACAUGACAUCGGAGGCGGCCCUGGCCAAGCUGUCGUAUGUGCUUGGCCUGCCGGGGCUGAGCCUGGAUGGCAGGAAGGAGCUGCUGGCCAGGGACCUGCGCGGGGAGAUGACGCCGCCUGCCGCGGACGAGCUCCGGCCCUCUCUGCGGGGCAGCGCGCUGGGCCGCGGGGUCGCCCAGCUCCUGGGUCUGAGCCAGGAGGCUGAUGACGUGCGGGAUGCCCUGGCACCCAGCCUGGCCUGUGCCGCGGCCCACGCCGGCGACCUGGAGGCCCUGCAGGCGCUUGCAGAGCUGGGCAGUGACCUGAGCCUGGAGGACUUUGGUGGUCAAACUCCGCUGCACUCGGCCGCCCGAGGGGGCCAGGCUGGGGUGGUCACCAUGCUGCUGCAGAGAGGGCUGGACGUGAACGCACGGGACAAGGAUGGCCUCAGCCCGCUGCUGCUGGCUGUGAGGGGCAGGCAUCAGGGUGUCAUUGGGCUGCUGCGGGCAGCUGGGGCCUGCCUGUCCCCCCAGGAGCUGGAGGACUCGGGGACAGAGCUAUGCAGGCUGGCAUCCAGGGCAGACUGUGAAGGCCUGCGAGCAUGGUGGCAGGCGGGGGCCGACCUGAGGCAGCCGGGCUAUGAUGGGCGCAGCGCCCUGCAUGUCGCAGAGGCAGCUGGGAACCUGGAAGUGGUGGCCCUUCUGCAGAGCCUUCAGGGUGGGGUUGGUGACCAGGCCCUGGGCCCAGCCGCCCCAUAGUGCACCCUGCCGUGGCACUGGAGGCCCCAGCCAUGGCCAAGAAGCUCCCUGAGCCUGGAGGGGACCUGCCCGCCCUGCCCCGCCCCACCAGGACCAGCACCCACUGGGCUGGGUGGGCCAGGUUCCAGCUGACUCCCACCCCCACCCCAUCAGCUGGCCUUCCGGAAGACUCUCCAGGCUGGUUGGGUUUGCUCAGGUCCUUGGGUCCCUCCCCUGUGAAAGGCUGCUUCCCACUGACAGGUGCCUGGGCUUGUCUGUCUGCCCUGCCCCCAUACAGUACCUGGGCCUCCACUCCUCCUCUAGAGACCUCCCAUUGUCAGGAAGUGCUGCCUGGUGUCUAACCUGAAGCUGUCCUGCUGCAGCGUAAGCC
Molecule: messenger RNA, 2173 nt
Organism: Eubalaena glacialis (North Atlantic right whale)
Lineage: Eukaryota; Metazoa; Chordata; Mammalia; Artiodactyla; Balaenidae
Gene: ASPG
Product: asparaginase
Exons: 16
Coding region: 58-1803 (581 amino acids)
Molecular function (GO): asparaginase activity; protein binding
Source: RefSeq, a predicted model, not a curated record